Lacerta agilis (Sand lizard) is the source of this 356-nucleotide messenger RNA. RefSeq names its product teneurin-2-like. The record is from RefSeq and is a predicted model, not a curated record. Gene Ontology annotation, biological process: signal transduction. Gene Ontology annotation, cellular component: membrane. NCBI's taxonomy places the organism in Eukaryota, Metazoa, Chordata, Lepidosauria, Squamata, Lacertidae.
AUGGAUAUAAAAGAGCGAAAGGCACCGCUCUUGACAAGAGGCAGGUGAAAGGAAUGUCGCUACACAAGUUCGUCACUGACAGUGAGGACUGUAGAGUGGCCUACUCAGAAGUCCUAUAGUUCAAGUGAGACACCUGAAGGCUUAGGAUCUGAAACCAGAAUGCACUAUGGAAAUCGAGUUACUGACCUAGUUCACAGAGAGUCUGAUGAGUUUCCAAGACAAGUUGGUCCAGAAGCUAAAGCUGGUACAGAAUGCUGCAGCACAGCUGUUGAGUGGUGCUCCUUAUUGGGCACAUAUCAUGUUGGUGCUGAAGGAUCUGUGUUGACUGCCUAUUAACCACUGAGCCAGUUUUAAAG